Molecule: messenger RNA, 1560 nt
Organism: Cyphellophora attinorum
Lineage: Eukaryota; Fungi; Ascomycota; Eurotiomycetes; Chaetothyriales; Cyphellophoraceae
Product: Tether containing UBX domain for GLUT4
Exons: 1
Coding region: 1-1560 (519 amino acids)
Source: RefSeq, a predicted model, not a curated record
AUGGCGUCGAAUGUGGUGGUGAUAGACUCGUCUGCCAGACGCGCCACGAUCAAGACAACGCCCAGCAAAUACAUGAACGAAGUCCUGCAGGAAGCAUGCCGUAAACUGGGAUACAACGCAGACAACUUCGGCCUGAAGCACAAGAACAGAACAGUCGAUUUAUCACAAGCAUUCAGAUUGUCCGGCCUCGUGUCUGGCGCGAAGCUAGAAUUGGUUCAAUUGUCCAAGUCUACCGGCGUCGUGUCGGUGGCUCUACAGCUGCCUGAGACAGAGGCCCAGGCCGUGCCAACGCCGAACGGACGGCUCACAGACAAGUUCCCCAGCAACACCACGCUAUGGAUGCUCCUGAGGAAGUUCGAGGCAGGCAUCGCUGGCACACCGAUUUCUAUGACCCGGAACUUCACACAACGAAGUGUUCCAUCCGGCACGAGUGGUGCAGGGCGAUUGUUGUACGAACAGCCGGUCCUUCGCGUUAUGGACAGGGAGGUCUCAUCCUUCACAGAUCUUCAGAAGACUUUGGCUCAAUUCGGUCACAACUCGGGCAGUGUCCUUAUUCGAUUGACCUUCAGACCUACUCAGCAGCCCUUGGAGGAUGCGAUACAAGAGAUACAAGCAUACUUUGACUCAAUAGAGGAAGGUGAAGGCGAUGUGUCGGCAAGGCCCACCCCAGCAGCAGAAUCUACGCCUGCCACGGCCCAGGCGAAUGCCGGAGAUGGUGUACAGGACGAUCGGCCCCCAGAUACCACGAUGACUGGCACAGAAACAUCCGAGAUUCCUGCCACAACCGCAUCAGAAAGCACGGAUCCAGCUGAUCCACCACCUCCCAAUGACGCACAGCCAGAACCUUCCUUAACGACACGGCCCGUGUCAAUCUACAAACCUCCAACAGGCACAGUGCCUUCCUCCGCCUUAACUCAAGACAACGAAUCAGACUUCACACCCACAGUCGAACACGCCCAAGCACACCAAAAGAUGCUCAACGAAGCAGGCCGCAACCGGCGACUGAAAACCGACGCAGAACUAGCCGCGCAAGCAAAAGAAGAAGCCGAGAUCCUCGCCACCAUAAAAGAAGUCGAGAUCAAGAUCAGAUACCCCGAUCAGAGCUACUCUGUCUCCAAGUACGGCCAGGCCGACAUCGGCAGUACAGUCUACUCGACCGUUCGGGACGAGUACUUAGACCCGCAAUUUCGCAACGAGCCAUUCACCUUGAGGAUACCUGGCGCUGGAGCGGCGGGUGCGGGGAGGAAGAAUAUCAUGAUCAUACCGGACAACAAUAAGCGGCUGAUCCAAGAUCUAAAGUUGAGAGGGAGGGAGAUGCUGCAGUUUGCGUGGGACGAGAAUGCCGUGAGUGCAGAAGCGAGGGCGGCCAAGAGUGUGCUGAGGGCGGAGCUGCGUGCUACGGCGCAGGAUCUCAAGGCUCCGGAGCAGCCGAAGGGUGAUGUGCCGGAGGAGAAGGGAAUCAAGGUCAAUAUCGGAAAGGACGAUAAAGACGACGAAGCCGAGAGCAGUGGUACCGGGCCAAAGAAGAUGCCCAAGUGGCUGAAGUUUGGGAAGAAGUAG